This is a messenger RNA of Protobothrops mucrosquamatus (brown spotted pit viper), 5027 nucleotides long. RefSeq names its product serine-rich adhesin for platelets. The record is from RefSeq and is a predicted model, not a curated record. The transcript is spliced from 4 exons. The annotation marks the transcript as partial. NCBI's taxonomy places the organism in Eukaryota, Metazoa, Chordata, Lepidosauria, Squamata, Viperidae.
CAACAGCAGCUGAGGGGACCAGCCCUUUCCUCUCUUCGGCAACAUCUCCUAUGGCUCCGCAGCUGAGAACCUCGACUCUGGAGGUGACCGGAUCCACCCCGAUGAGGCUGCCUUCCACUGUGGAGACUGGCUUCACGUCUCUUGAAGGUCAAACCACGCCAAUCAUCAGCAAGGUUUCUCCCAUUAAGGCUGAACUGACCUCAGCAGAAGUGAGCAAAACAGUAUCCCCAGCAUCCGAGUCUCCCGUGGCCAGGUCUCUUUCCAUGCCGACUGUAUCCUCUCCGGCUCGGACCUUGCCGCCAUCGUCUCCCUCGGAGACCACCAUUGCAUCCCAUGGCAGGAGUUCUUCUAUUCAUGCAGAAUCCACCCCAGCUAAAGAAGGUACCACCUCUUCGCUCCAUUCGGCACGCUCAAGCACUGCAGUCCCAGAAACCAUGUCCUCCGCAGAGUCGGUAGCCUCUAUUGUCACCACGACCGCUGCUGUUGGCAUGACUGAGCUAACCUCUGCUGAGGAACAAACCAGUCUUUCCCACGCCCACUCUUCUGCCAUGCUGCCAAAAGGAACCUCACCACAGGAGAUAACAACUCAACACCCACCUUCUGGCUCUACAGCAAUGUUUUCCACAUUCCAUAUUUUUUCUGUUACAGAUAGUUUCUCUUCGAUUACUGAGAGUAGAAUUAAAGAAAUGACUGUUACAUCUGAAAAAUCAAUAAUGUUCCCAUCUUCUGUCACUGGAGCAGUACAUCCUGUCACAGUUAGUCAAGAAGGGGCUGAGUACCGAAAGACAAUCUCUCAAUCAUCUCUGCCAUCCCUGGUCUCUUUUCACACAGUGGAAACUACCAAUAUACUUGCACCAACGGGAACAGCAAAGGGAAAAAGUACAAAUGGAACACCCUCCACCACUACAAGCAAAGAGAAUAUGUCAACAACUAGUGUAUACACCAAAUCAGAAACAGCCACAUCUCCUACAGAGAGAAGAGUGCAGUCCACAUCUUUAAAAGCCAGCUCUACAAUGGCUAUUAUUAGUUCAGAAACCACCAUGUUAGAAACCACAACAAAAGCAACAGCCACUUUUCCCCCAAAGAGCAUAGGAUACUCCACAAGUUUUCCAGAGACCAUGAUGUCUCAAUCGAUCACAUCAAAACAACUUACGUCUCCUCCAGAGAGCAUUAUACCUUCAGGAAAGAGUAGCAUGAUGACUGCUUCUACUACAGAAACCACAAGUUCUGUUUCAGAGAGCACAGCAGUCUCCACAGAGAUGCCAGCUGCCACCUUGAAUGAAUCCACUACAUCACGAACUACCACAUCUGCCCCGAAGAGCACACAGACCUCCAUCUCUUCCACAGAAAGCUCCACAAUUAGUACUAGUAAAACAAAAACCACUACUCAACUUCCAACGACCAGGGAAUACUUAACUACUUCUCCACAAACCACCACAUUGGAAACCACAGUGGCAGCCACUUCUUCCCCACAGAGCACAGUGACCUCCAGCUCUACAAAGACUACUAGCUCUUCAGAAACCACUGCUCAACAUUCAAUCACCACAGCUACUUCUCCAGAAGCCACCACACCUGCAUCCAUCACAUCAGAAGCAGCCAGCUCUCCAAUGAGUACAGUGUCUUCUACGGCAUCAGCAAAGAGAAUAACAUCUUCUAUUUCCAAAACCACAACCCCAGCUCUAAAGAGCACAGUAUCCUCUUCAUCUUUUUCAGAGAGUAGCACGACGCCAUCCAGUUUGUCAAGGACCACCGCUUCUGCUUUAUCAAGUAGUGUGCCAUCUACCACUCCCACAACCAGUUCCAGAGUUCUUUCUACCCCCGAGCAAACAUACAUCUCUCCUUUGGAGAGAACACUACAUACAACAAUUUCAGAAAAGAGCAGCACAAUUACUUCUGCUAUUACUGAAAGUACAGGUUCCAUUUCGGAGAGGCCAGCAUAUUCCACACCUUUGCCAGGGACCACCAUGUCUGAAUUCAUCACAUCAGAAACAGCUUCCUCUGCACCAGAAAGCACUACAGCUGCUGGAACGAGUAGCAUGACAACUGCUCCCAGUACAGAAACCACAAGUUCUAUUCCAGAAAGCACAGCAGUCUCCACAGCAUUACCAGCAACCAAAUUGAAUGAAUCCACCACAUCACAAACUGCCACAUCUUCCCAAAAGAGCACACAGCCCCCCAGCUCCUUCCCUGAGAGCUCCACAAUUAGGACUAGUACAACAAAAACCACUACUCAACUUCCAAUGACUAGGGAAUACUUAACUACUUCUCCACAAACCACCACAGUGGAAACCAUAACAACAGCAACAGCCACUUCUCCCCCACAGAGCACAGUGACCUCCAGCUCUACAAAGACUACUAGCUCUUCAGAAACCACUGCUCAACAUUCAAUCAUCACAGCUACUUCUCCAGAAGCCACCACACCUGCAUCCAUCUCAUCAGAAGCAGCCAGCUCUCCAAUGAGUACAGUGUCUUCUACGGCAUCAGCAAAGAGAAUAACAUCUUCUAUUUCCAUAACCACAACCCCAGCUCUAAAGAGCACAGUAUCCUCUACAUCUUUUUCAGAGAGUAGCAUGACGCCAUCCAGUUUGGCAAGGACCACCACUUCUGCUUUAUCAAGUAGUGUGCCAUCUACCACUCCCACAACCAGUUCCGGACUUCUUUCUACCUCCGAGCAAACGUCCAUCUCUCCUCUGGAGAGAACACUACAUACAACAAUUUCAGAAAAGAGUAGCACAAUUACUUCUGCUAGUACUGAAAGUACAGGUUCCAUUUCGGAGAGGCCAGCAUAUUCCACACCUUUGCCAGGGACCAGCAUGUCUGAAUCCACCACAUCAGAAACAGCUACCUCUCCUCCAGAAAGCACUACAACUGCUGGAAAAAGUAGCAUGAUGACUGCUCCUACUACAGAAACCACAAGUUCUGUUUCAGAGAGCACAGCAGUCUCCACAGAGAUACCAGCUGCCACCUUGAAUGAAUCCACUACAUCACAAACUACCACAUCUGCCCCGAAGAGCACACAGACCUCCAUCUCUUCCACAGAGAGCUCCACAAUUAGUACUAGUACAACAAAAACCACUAUUCAACUUCCAACGACUAGGGAAUACUUAACUACUUCUCCACAAACCACCACAUUGGAAACCAUAACAACAGCAACAGCCACUUCUCCCCCACAGAGCACAGUGACCUCCAGCUCUAUAAAGACUACUAUCUCUUCAGAAACCACUGCUGAACAUUCAGUCAUCACAGCUACUUCUCCAGAAGCCACCACACCUGCAUCCAUCCCAUCAGAAUCAGCCAGCUCUCCAAUGAGUACAGUGUCUUCUACGGCAUCAGCAAAGAGAAUAACAUCUUCUAUUUCCAUAACCACAACCCCAGCUCUAAAGAGCACAGUAUCCUCUACAUCUUUUUCAGAGAGUAGCAUGACGCCAUCCAGUUUGGCAAGGACCACCGCUUCUGCUUUAUCAAGUAGUGUGCCAUCUACCACUCCCACAACCAGUUCCGGACUUCUUUCUACCUCCGAGCAAACGUCCAUCUCUCCUCUGGAGAGAACACUACAUACAACAAUUUCAGAAAAGAGUAGCACAAUUACUUCUGCUAGUACUGAAAGUACAGGUUCCAUUUUGGAGAGGCCAGCAUAUUCCACACCUUUGCCAGGGACCAGCAUGUCUGAAUCCACCACAUCAGAAACAGCUUCCUCUCCUCCAGAAAGCACUACAACUGCUGGAAAGAGUAGCAUGAUGACUGCUCCUACUACAGAAACCACAAGUUCUGUUUCAGAGAGCACAGCAGUCUCCACAGAGAUACCAGCUGCCACCUUGAAUGAAUCCACUACAUCACAAACUACCACAUCUGCCCCGAAGAGCACACAGACCUCCAUCUCUUCCACAGAGAGCUCCACAAUUAGUACUAGUACAACAAAAACCACUACUCAAGCCACCACACCUGCAUCCAUCCCAUCAGAAGCAGCCAGCUCUCCAAUGAGUACAGUGUCUUCUACGGCAUCAGCAAAGAGAAUAACAUCUUCUAUUUCCAUAACCACAACCCCAGCUCUAAAGAGCACAGUAUCCUCUACAUCUUUUUCAGAGAGUAGCAUGACGCCAUCCAGUUUGGCAAGGACCACCGCUUCUACUUUAUCAAGUAGUGUGCCAUCUACCACUCCCACAACCAGUUCCGGACUUCUUUCUACCCCCGAGCAAACGUCCAUCUCUCCUCUGGAGAGAACACUACAUACAACAAUUUCAGAAAAGAGUAGCACAAUUACUUUUGCUAGUACUGAAAGUACAGGUUCCAUUUUGGAGAGGCCAGCAUAUUCCACACCUUUGCCAGGGACCAGCAUGUCUGAAUCCACCACAUCAGAAACAGCUACCUCUCCUCCAGAAAGCACUACAACUGCUGGAAAGAGUAGCAUGAUGACUGCUCCUACUACAGAAACCACAAGUUCUGUUUCAGAGAGCACAGCAGUCUCCACAGAGAUACCAGCUGCCACCUUGAAUGAAUCCACCACAUCACAAAGUGCCACAUCUUCCCAAGAGAGCACACAGCCCCCCAGCUCCUUCCCUGAGAGCUCCACAAUUAGGACUGGUACAACAAAAACCACUACUCAACUUCCAAUGACUAGGGAAUACUUAACUACUUCUCCACAAACCACCACAUUGGAAACCAUAACAACAGCAACAGCCACUUCUCCCCCACAGAGCACAGUGACCUCCAGCUCUAUAAAGACUACUAGCUCUUCAGAAACCACUGCUGAACAUUCAAUCAUCACAGCUUCUUCUCCAGAAGCCACCACACCUGCAUCCAUCCCAUCAGAAGCAGCCAGCUCUCCAAUGAGUACAGUGUCUUCUACGGCAUCAGCAAAGAGAAUAACAUCUUCUAUUUCCAUAACCACAACCCCUGCUCUAAAGAGCACAGUAUCCUCUACAUCUUUUUCAGAGAGUAGCAUGACGCCAUCCAGUUUGGCAAGGACCACCGCUUCUGCUUUAUCAAGUAGUGUGCCAUCUACCACUCCCACAACCAGUUCUGGACUU